AUGCCUGAAGAACGUGUCGUCAUCUACUUGGUGAGACGAGAUCUACGAGUUGCUGACAAUCACAUUCUUCACCUCCUGUCCCGAUACAACAUCCACGAGGAAUGUACCUAUACACACCUCUUACCUGUAUACAUCCUGGCCCCUGACCGGGUGGAAACAUCCGGCCUCCUCAGGAAUGGAGAGAGAUCUCCGUACCGUCAAGCACGUUCAAAGAAUUCUGGAGUGUGGAAAUGCGGUCUUCAUCGUGUCAAAUUUCUCGCAGAGGCAAUUUGGGAUAUGAAGGAGCGGCUGGAAGAACUGGAUAAUGGCCUUCUCAUCAGAGUUGGGCCUUUCUACGAAACCUUGAAGAGUAUUUUCUUGCAUUACUCCGGCGACAAAGGCGGCCCUCAGAUUUCCAGCGUAUGGAUGGUCAAAGGGUAUUCCCCGGACGAGAGACGUGAACAGCAACAAGUUUAUGCCGCUUGUUAUGAAUUCGGGAUCACCUAUGUGAAAUUUCGCGAUCGUGAGCUGUUCGUCGAUACACGUGAUGCCCCGUUGCAGUCCAUUGGCGACGUGCCUGAUGUGCUCUCCGAGUUCCAGACGCUACUGGAGCCCGUGAUUGAUGACUCCCGCGAUUCGAUCGAGGCACCCCUUUCUUUACCCCCCUUCCCAGAUCAUGUACUACUCCCCCCUCAACGAGGCCCGUUCGAGAUUCCAGAUACACUAGCAGAGCUUAUCAGUCGGCUCCAAGGGCCUGUGAGGCUGGAUCUUUCCUUCUUUUACGGGUUCGAUUUCAGUGGAGUGAUAACGGAGUCCACCUGCGUGGGUGGCGAAACACACGCUGUUCGGAGGCUUAAGCAUGUUGUCAAGCAGGGCAUUGCGUCACGAUUCCAUACCUUGAACGACUUGGAGCAAAGUGAUGAAUGCCUCAAGCUCGCAGCCUAUCUGUCUCUUGGAUGUAUAACAGCCCGUCAGGUUCACGAAGAGCUCUUGAACCUGGAAAAUGGGUACCAGCAAGAAUACGCAGAAACUCAAGGUUGGGAAGGGGGCGAGAAUCCGGGGACACGGGCAGUUCGGCAGUGGCUACUCUGCAGAGAUUUCCUCCUGUUGGGCUCUAGAAAGUAUCGCAACACCGUGUUUGACCUCGAAGGCUCUGGAGAGGGGAGAGACCCAGACAUUGAGUGGAAGUCGCCCGAUCACGAGGAAGCCAGCCCUCAACAGCUGCCUUGCCCCCUCCAUGUCGAGGGAGCUCUCGUUCAGUUCAAAGUAGGAGCCACGGGAUAUGGUCUUAUUGACGCAAUCAUGCGGCAACUCCUUUGCACCGGGUACAUUGGUGGCCACGCAUACAUGCUCGUUGCCAACUUCCUUGCCAUGUUUGCAGGCAUCGACUGGAGAUUGGGUGCGGAAUGGGUAGCUUCCCUAUGUUUAGACCACAACACUGUCCUCCACUGGCACAGAUGGCAACACUAUGCCGGGAUUGGUCCUGACCCAACAGGUGGCGAGACGGUCGUCUCUCCUGUCCACGCAGCCUUCGAGUUGGACCCCAAUGGAACCUUCGUCCGGAAGUGGAUGCCAGAGUUGCGGAGUCUCACCAAGCUAUCGAACCUUUUUCAAGUAGCCACCACCUCUCCAGAGCUGCUUCUGCGACUCGGCCUGUUUGCCAAUGUCAUGGUAACCAACCCGGUGCCGUCCGACGUUCUCGACCUUGGUCCUACAAGCCAGGUUGCGUGUGGAUGGCUGCACCCUCGGAUUUUUGUUCCUAGUCCUCAGGGGUAUAUGAUUCUUGGACCGCAUCCCAGGUUUCUCCGGAUGCAGCUGGGCUUUGAUCCGAUACAUUCACAGCUCCAACAAAUCACUUACCCACCAACACCCCCAGGCUUUCCACAUCCUCCACCCGGGCAUCUUUGGUUUCCUGUCCGAGGCGCCCAACGCCCUAAUCCACAAUAUUAUCUUGCACCGCACCCACAAGUUCUUCAAACUCUUGAACAAUCACUUGCUUGGCUUUUUCGCUUCAUAAUCAUCUUGAGGAUACUUUUUGAGCAAGCAGGGACGCGUACGACGAGAGCUCAAAUGCCUCAUCAACAGGGCAGCACGCAGAUGCCUCAUCAACAGGGCAGCACGCAGAUGCCUUCUCAGCACGGCACACAGAUGCCUCAUCAACGGGGUACACAGGUGUCUGAUGCUCGAGACGCAGAGCCUCCUCUUCACGAUGCUCCCAGGGCUCCGAGGACAAUGAGUGUUCCUACUGAAGUUCCCAGAGCCUCUCAGGACACUCAAGCACUUCCAUCCCCUCGACGGACCCAAAGCCUUGCCGCGCCUCAGGGUCGUCUUGGCGUUGCUCAAGAGAUGCCCGAGGCUCCUCGAGCACCUCGUGUCGAUUCUCGGGCACCACAAGCUCCUAGAAACGCUCCAAACGCUCCUCGAGCGAAUUUCCAGCCUCUUCAGGCUCCUCGAAACGCUCCGACAGCUCCUCGCUCGCAAAUUCGGCCACCUCAAGCACCCCGAAAUGCCACCAACGUCCCCCAGGUGCAUAUUCAACGGUCCCAAGUUCGUCAAAGCACUCCCACAGCAACUGUCCAGCCCUCUCGAGUUUCUCAAGCGGCUCGUCCAUAUGGCUCUCAAGGUCCUCGAACUGGUUUCGAGCCAUCUCGAGCCCCUCUAUAUGCUCCAAGAGCACCGCGAGCAGAUUAUCAUGGAUACUACAAUGCUACCCAAAUUGCUCCUAGAGCCCCCCGUGCGGAUUAUAAUCCCUACCAGUCCUAUCAGACCUAUCACGUUCCUACAAAUAUUUACAUUCCUCAAGCGCCUCGAGCGGAUUCUUGGCCCACUCAAGCCCCUCAAAUGGCUCCCAGAGCUCCUCGAGCCAUGCGAACCCCUCCAACUACCCCUCCCCAGGCCACAGAAGCAUUCAACAAUCCUCAAGCUCCUAGGUUUCCGGAGCUGUCCUCUCUAGCCAGUGAAGUGGAUGCAGCUUCUCGCUAUGCUUUUCAACAAGCCUACACUGCAUCAACCGGUCCUUCCAUCCCAACCCUCUAUGGGUUGAACACAAUCAAUUUCAGCCACCCAGGCACUGUUCCAGCGUCGAUAGACGGGACUACAUACUAUCAAACGCUGCAAGACUAUCAUCAGUGGCGUACCUCCGACCCCUCGCUUAAUGCCUGGUACAUUGGCCCUCAGGAGCCGGAAGAAGUUCUUCGGCGUGGCAUGAUACUUCGAUUUCUCGACAGCCUGCCCCCCACCCCACCCGAUCCCGCGUAUCCCCCUGAACCUCCUCAGCUUCGCAGAACUCGUCGUCGACGUACGACGCGAAGUUCUGACGAUUAUGGCUCUUCUAGUCUGGCUGGCCCCCCUGAGGAGGCGGCGGUGGUGGCGGCUGCUGAGGGUGCGGCCCAGGGCAAUGCCGAGUCUGCUCAGGGCGGACAAGGCAAGCGGAACAGACGAGGUAGACGAGGCAGACGAGGCAAGGCGGGAGAGAAGAGUGAAGAGGGUGUUGGAAUUGAAGAAGUGGAAGGUGAGAUGGCUGAAGAGGCUGAUGACGAAUUGACCGAGGAAGUUGAUCACGAGGUGACUGAGGAAGUCCAGAAUGAAUUGACCGGAGAAGUCCAGAAUGAAUUGACCGAAGAAGUCCAGAAUGAAUCGACUGAAGGAGUUCAGGGUGAGACGGCUGAGGAGGUUCGGAAUGGAUUGACCGAAGAAGCUCGGGAUGAAUUGCCCAAGGAAGAAGCUCAAGCUGGUGCUUCUAGUUAG
This is a messenger RNA of Trichoderma aggressivum f. europaeum, 3726 nucleotides long. RefSeq lists its product as uncharacterized. The record is from RefSeq and is a predicted model, not a curated record. Gene Ontology annotation, molecular function: damaged DNA binding; FAD binding; deoxyribodipyrimidine photo-lyase activity. Gene Ontology annotation, biological process: photoreactive repair. The coding region runs from base 1 to 3726 and encodes 1241 amino acids. NCBI's taxonomy places the organism in Eukaryota, Fungi, Ascomycota, Sordariomycetes, Hypocreales, Hypocreaceae. The transcript is spliced from 2 exons.